CUGCCUGCCUGUCUACCUGACUGUCUGUGCGGACACCGCAGACAGUCAGUGAGUGAGUGAGCCCGCACACAGCAGAGAGGGCAGCACGGCCAUGAGCACGGCGUUUUCCUGACGGCCUCCACUUCACAUCUGCAGCUCAAAUCUGUGUGAUCUGUCCAUUCAGAGCGGAGGAGGAGGAGGGGAAGCACUGCAGCAGCAGCAGCAGCAGCAGACAUGCCGGGCCUGCUCCACAUCACACUGACUGCUCUUCUGGCCAGCUGCGAUGCCUUCAGAUUGGGUUCGACCCAUAGGGUCAUACCCCUCAGUCCCCCGGUGGCCCGUCUAUUCCAGGACGAAGGCCCAGCCCAGCCACACUUUAUCCAGGAAUUAGUCAGAACCAAACGCCACUCAGCCCACGAGUUAGUGCGAGCUCAACCUAAUUUGGUUCACGACAUGGGCUGGCCAGAGAUACAUGAAACAUCCCGUUCUCAGGCCAAGAUGGACGCCGCCAACUCCUCUCAGUUAAACCCGCCAUCGUCUGCUGGUCAGCAUUUAGCCAGGACCCAUCCAGCUGUGGAUGAAAACCUUGAUGUGGAAGACGAGAUGGAGCGUAUGGUUCAUCUGGCGGUUCCUCAGGACUCCACAGACCCAGAGAAGGAGCUCCGCGGUGGGCUGGGAGCCGGUGAUGCCUCCCUGGAGGCCUCUGGCUUCUACGGUACGGACAUGGAGGACAGAGACAGAGGAGAGGAGGGAGGAGAGGACCGGGAGAGGAGAGGGGGAGAGGACGAGUGGGAGAGAGACACGGGAGAGGACAGAGAGAGGAGAGGGGGAGAUGGCAGAGGAGAGGAAGAAGAGAGGGCAGACGAUCGAGAUGUCCACGUUCUGGAUGCCAACCACACAACUCCAGAUCUGGAUUCUCUGAUUGGCUACAGUCCAUCAUUCCACCCCUCCAGCUCCGACCAGCCGAGCACAUCCCCAGCUGAGGUGCUUGAUUCUGGGCUACAGGAGCAUCAUGCAUCCCCGGUCCUGGAGGUGGGUCCUUUAGAGAGAGAGCUGUGGGAGGCAGAGGCGGAGGAAGAUGGUCACUCCAGUGGCUAUGGAGUCCUCCACUCCUCCAUCACUACAACUAGCACUACAUCUACUGCUGCUGCUACGCCGACUGCUGCUGCUGAUGGAGACGCUGCAGGAACUGCCACCCCUGAGACUGACACAGGCACAGACUUCGGGCUGCUGGGAACUUACACAAAAGAUGAGACAGAGGAUGAAGAGACAGAGAGGCAGGAGGCAGAGGAAGAAACCGGUCUGGCACACAAAGGCGUAUUUACCCAGAAUCCCACUGUGGCAGAGGUUGGCAUGGCUCCCAGCAGAGAGCCCCUUCAGCCCAGCGUGGAGGAGGAGGAGGAGCUGGAAGAGGAAGAACGUGAGUUGGAAGGGGGUCGACUGCAAGACACGAGUGAAGAGGAGGAGGAGGAGGAGAGAUGGAGAAAGAUGGAGGAGGAAGAGGGGAAAAGAAUCAGACACAUCGUCCCGCUCACGACAGAUCCUUCCCCCACCAUCGGCUUCACCGACCCGUCCUGGGAUUGGCUGGACAAGACCACGCCCCUGCAGACCCAGAGGACAGAGGUCAGGGGAGGCGGGGUCACAGAGGUCUUCUUACCGGAGGGUGAUAUCGAUGAGAUGGAGGAGGCACGGCAGGUGGUGUGUGUCGACUGGAGCGAGCUGGCUGGACGUGGAUAUGUCAUCCUCAACAUGACGCAAAACUUGAACUGUGAGGAGUUUCGUGUGGAUCAGGGCAUGCGGCUGUUGAAGAUCAUGGAACGAGUGUUUGCUCGAAUAAUGAACAGCCCUGAGGGAUCAUGGGUACUUUACCUUAGUAAGCCGACACACCAGCAACACCAGCUGCUGAUGAACGUGGCGUCUGAGCACGGAGUGAUAGAGGCAAAGGAAGUGCUGGGCAUGCUGGGAGAGAUCAGGAAGAGUUUGUAUAAGGUGGGCAUUCAGAACUACAGCGCUGCCAGUAGCUGCCAGUCUCGUCCCAGUCAAACACGCAGCGACUACGGCAAGCUGUUUGUGGUGCUGGUCAUCAUCGGCUCCAUCUGCAUGGUCAUCAUCACAUCUGGAUUCAUUUACAUCUGCUGGCAAAGACGACUUCCUGCAACCAAAACUACGUUUCGCGCUGAAGAACUUCACUUUGUGGAGAACGGCUGCCACGACAACCCCAUGCUAGACGUGACCAAUGACAAUCAGCGUGAGUUGCAGGAGAAGAAGCCGACGACCAACGGGCUUGCAGGAGGAGGAGAACGAGGCGGGGAGGAGAGCAGUCGCUGGCAGGUGUUUGUCAAUCAAGCAGCGACCGAGGAGGAGGAAGAAGAGCAGGACACACAUCUCUGAGAGACAGGUUAUUGAUAGACAGAUGAUAAGUGGAGCUUAAAAGGAAGAAGAAGAAGAAGAAGAAAAAGAAGAAGAAGAAGGCAAUAAAGAAAAUGGAAGAUAAAAAAAAGGAGGAAAAGGAGAACAAAGACAGAAGGAGAGAAAAGUAAAGCCUGAGUAAUAUAAAUGUUUUCCAGUCAGGAGGUUAGGAGGAGGUUAGCAGGAGGAGUCACUGAUAUCUUCAUGGAUAUCAGACACUGGGGUUUAUGUCAGCCUCUUUAAAAUUUGAAUUCAUGGAAAGACAAACUUCUCUUAAUCUCGAAAAAUGUCCAACUUUUGAAACAAAGUUGGACCUCUGAUUGGGAAAGCUUCAUGUCCCUACUUGAUGAUAGAUAACAUCAUUUGUUUAGCGUGCCUUAUGCUUUUAGCUUUUUGCACUUUGCCUGCAAGUGGCAAACAAAACAUGAAACUAGUGACAAAAAUCCUUCUAAAAAGCACCUUUUCCCACCAUUAACGUUUGAAUGUAAAGAAGCUCUAAAGUCUUAAGCAGCAACAUUGGGAACAGUUGAUAUUUUAUUUCACAUUAAGCCAAAUUCUGUGACAAAAUGCUCACAGGAAACUUGGAGUGAUGGCAUCCUAAGCAGAGAACAAAGUCACGCUACCUUGUGUGUAUUUUGUAAUCAGAGCUUCUCUGCGGUUUGUUGUGAUAAACCGGUCCGGCUGCACGUGCGUGUUAGUAUAUGUGAACAUGCCACUGGUUAGCUCAUUGCUGCCAAUUUGCACUGCACUCACAGUUACCAGUGUCAUUGCGGAGAGGUAGCAUCCACCAGUUUCCCUUGGUUAACAUGGUUAGCUCUGUUAGCAAUGUUGCUGUUGUUUAGCACUGUUUACUGAGUUACCACUGUUAGCUGCUCACUGCCGGCACAGCCCCCUCCAUGUUGAGAACUGUGUGCAGACAACUCUGAAUUUCAGGUGGAGCCCAAGUAAAUUCAAGAAUAUCCAAAAUUCAUGAAGUUUAAGAAUGUUGCUGUUGUUUAGCACUGCUUAUGGAGUUAACACUGUUAGCUGCUAGCUGCCAGCUGAGCCACCUCCAUGUUGAGAACUGUGUGCAGACAACUCUGAAUUUCACGUGGAGCCCAAGUAAAUUCAAGAAUAUCCAAAAUUCAUGAAGUUUAAGAAUGUUGCUGUUGUUUAGCACUGCUUACGGAGUUAACACUGUUAGCUGCUAGCUGCCAGCUGAGCCACCUCCAUUGUGAGAACUGUGUGCAGACAACUCUGAAUUUCGCAUAGAGCCCAAGUUAAAUCAAGAAUAUCCAAAAUUCAUGAAGUUAAAGAAUGUUGUUUUUGUUUAGCACUGUUGGCUGCUAGCUGUUGGCCCAGCCACCUCCAUAUUGAGAACUACGUGCAGACAACUCUGAAUUUCACAGAGAGCGCAAGUUAAAUCAAGAAUAUCCAAAAUUUAUUAAGUCAAAGAAUGUUGCCAUUGUUUAGCGUCGUUAGCUGCUAGCUGCUGGCUCAGCCACCUUAAUGCUGAGAACCAUGUGCAGGCAACUCUGAAUUUUGACAUAGAGUCAAAGUUAAAUCAAGAAUAACCAAAAUUCAUGAAGUCAAAGAAUGUUGCCAUUGUUUAGCACCAUUAGCUGCUAGCUGCUGGCUCAGCCCCCUCCAUGUUGAGUGCCGUGUACAGACAACUCUGAAUUAUCCAUAGAGAUCAAGUUAAAUCAAGAAUAUCCAAAAUUCAUGAAGUUUAAGAAUGUUGCUGUUGUUUAGCACUGCUUACCAAGUUAGCACUGUUAGCUGCUAGCUGCUGGCUCAGUCACUUGCAUAUUGAGAACUGUGUGCAGACAACUCUGAAUUUCGCGUAGAGCUGAAGUAAAAUCAAGAAUAUAGAAAAUUCAUUAAGUUAAAUCAAGAACUUCCCUUAAAAACAUUAAAACUUAAGAGAUGUUCAGUGGUUUCACCCUGAUGUCUGACUCCUGAGACAACAGCGACUCCUCUUAGCUUCUCCUCACUGAACAGGAAGUACAGCCUGUAGCAACUUUGAAAGUAAGGUUUUGGCACUUUAUCGAUUCCUCUUGGAAAUAGCGACUAUCAUCAUUGAAAUGCUGCAUCAUGUUAAAUGUAUUACAUACAGUGACAGAAAUAUCUCUGUUUUGCUCAUAGGAAUGGUUGUAACCGCCGAGGAUGUUUACUGUUCACUCUACAACCAGUCAUGUGAUUGCUAUAUUUACGUCCUGUUAGCCUAAUAUGCUUUUUUUCUCAAUAGUGUUGGAAUGGCUGCUGUACGCUCCGGGCUAACUCUUGAGGCGAUGACACAUGGGCAACAUCUAGAGGCCAAAAGCCUGAACAAAAAAUAUCUAGUUACAGUGUUGAAGUCUAGUCACCAAACCCCAAGUCCAAGUCGAGCCCAAAGUCUGUGUUGUUUUAAUGUUAAACGUUGAAGUCUGAGUCAUCAAAGGCAUGUCCGAAUCACCAUGGUCAUGUUCGAGUCGCUGUGAUCAAAUCAGUAUAUUCAUCUCUGAAUCACCUCUGCCAUAUCCAAGUCUUUCCAGUCACGCCCAAGUCAACUAAGUUGUCACAAAAGGCACAAAAAAUAAAACAAUAACAUAACACACCAGAUUAUGACAGCAUGUUUGAUUGUCCAGUCCAUGUCUGAAUCAAAACCGUCAUGUCCGAGUCCCAUUUGAGUCACUGUGAUCAUGCCCGAGUCACCUUAUGUCUAAAUGAACAUAGUCAAGUCCAAGUUGGCAUGGUCAUGUUCAAGUCACUACAGUUAUGUCUAAAGUUGUGUUUACGCCCCAGUCACUACAGUCAUGUCAAAGUCACUACAGUCAUGUCUGAAUGAACAUAGUCAAGUCCAAGUCGGCACGGUCAUGUUCAAGUCUCUAGAGUCAUGUCUAAAGUUGUGUUUACGCCCCAGGCACUGUUCAUGUCAAAGUCACUAUGGUUAUGUCCAAGUCCCUACAGUCAUGUCUGAAUGAACAUAGUCAAGUUCAAGUCGGCACGGUCAUGUUCAAGUCUCUAGAGUCAUGUCUAAAGUUGUGUUUACGCCCCAGGCACUACGUUCAUGUCAAAGUCCCUACAGUCAUGUCUGAAUGAACAUAGUCAAGUCCAAGUCGACAUGGUCAUGUUCAAGUCACUAUAGUUAUGUCUAAAGUUGUGUUUACACACCAGGCACGUUGGUCAUGUCUGAGUCCCUAUGGUCAUCUCUGAAUGAACAUAGUCAAGUCCAAGUCAACACAGUCAAGUCACUAUAGUCAUGUCCAAAGUUGUAUUAAUGUCCCAGUCACUAUGGUCAUCUGGAAGCGACUACGGUCAUGUGUGAAUGAACAUAGUCAAGUCGAAGUCAGCAGGGUCAUGUCCAAGUCACUACUGCACACUACGAUCAUGUCUGAGCCUUUCUGGUUAUUCAUAGUCACUGAAAUCAUACGAGUUACUACAAUCAUGUCGGAUCAUAACCAACAUUUGAGGGGACACACCCCAGGUGAAUACGGUAAAAUUUUAAAAUGAUCAAUAUCACCAUGAAACUUCCCCAGCUGAUUACUUACAGUAAGACAAAUGUUUUUCAAAUUACAAGUUUUCUGAAAUUGUAUAUUUAAUUAUGCAAAUGUAUCAUCUAAUUAAAAUGAGCUGAUUUGCGUACAUUUCCGAACAAUAAUCUAAACACUUUCUUUUCGUCCUCAUAUUACAGGUAAACUAAUUUACAUAGGGAAUUUUGGAUAUCUCUUUUUAUUACUCUGUAAAUCAAAAAGUACUGCUGACAGCCAUAAAAAUAUAUAUUUAUUAUAUAUUUCUGCCAUGUUUUUAGCAAUAAAAUGCUCUAUAAAUGAGGCUAUGAUUAUAUAUUAAUGAACCCCUCUUUAAUAUAGAGAGGAAUAAAACUGUGUUAUUGAAGUGGACAUUUUUGGCUCAGAGUAUGAGAAAAAACUAAACAUAUGUAUUGGAGAAGUUCGUACAUUUUUAGACAACAAAGGAAUAAACUAGGGUAAAGAUUUUCACGACUAAAUAUCUGCGGAAAGCUUCCUCAGUUGAUUAUUUAUAUUUGGGACAAUUAUUUUUGUAUUCCAAUUUUUUCCUGAAAUUUUACGUGAAUAUGCAAAUUAUGCAUCUAAUUAAAACUUUUUUACAUACGUUUCCAGAGCAUAAAUCUGAAGAUGUGUUCUUUGGAUGUUUUCCUUUCACUAUUCUGAAAGAAGACUAGAAGAAGAAGAGGAAGCAAAAUAGCCCCAAAUCUCGAAAUUGACCAGUGCAUUAAAAACUGUUUUUACCUGGGGUGUCUGGCCUUCAAUGGGACUCAUACUGGACUUGAAAAGUUCAGGGGCACCAGUAAUAAAACAUUGGCUAGUUACCAAACAGCACACACAGUAAUAUCACACAUCAGAUGGGCAGACAUCAUUUGAAAUAUUUCUGUCUGGUUCUCCGUAAGACGACUCGAGUCACUGUUCAGUUAACUGGAAUGGAGAUGGAGAAUUAGUUGCAGCUAUUCAACAUUGUUUUUUGUGUACUUUUAUUCAGAUUGAUUUUUUUAAUGAUGAUUUUGUUCCUGCAGUUGUCGGUCUCCAUUCCUGUUACAGGUAGUAUUGCCCAUCUGCAUUUCAUCAAGAUGUUGCCUGUGUUUCGGCUCUUUUACUCUGACUUUUUCUCGAUGUAACAAUACUGUAUAUGGCUUCACUAUAAACUACGCUGAUUGAUAUGCACUUUGUCAGCUAAGCAGGAUUCAUGGAGCAUUCAGGACAUAAAGGAGCUCACGAGCGUCCAUCCUGAAUGACUCCCCGCGAUGUAGAUUAUCUGUUUCUAAGAGCACACGAUGCCGGCAGGACAACAGUCCUCUUGUCCUCCACUGGACGACAGAAUAGACGAGCAUGUAGCUUUCAGCACUGCAGCGAGCACCAAUAUAAGAAAACAUACAGCUUCUGUUGCUUUUAUUUGCUGAAACCCUGAAUGGGAAAGUUUGGUGGAGACGAAUUUUGUUGCUUUUCGACUGAACGCUUUACAGAUUCUGAUCAUUUAAAUUCUCACCGAUGUUUUUUCUUCUCAGAAUCUGAUAGCAGCCUCAUGUGUGUUUGCAUUUGUUAGCGGUGCUAGUGCAAGUCGAUAGGCAUUCAGUUGUAGCAAAAAACAAGUGACCCUUUGUCUGUAUAAAAAUAACAAAGUGAGACUCCUGGUAAGAUUUUUAACCAGGUAAACGUUUUGUUAAAUUUUUAUUCAUCCAUCCCAGGUAUUUUAUUUCUGUUAAUUUAUUUUACACUUUUUUUGUAUGUCUAUUUAUAUGCAUUUUUAUCAUGUACUGUCUUACUCUUUUGUUUGUCUGUGUAAUAAGUUAAA
Epinephelus moara (kelp grouper) is the source of this 7674-nucleotide messenger RNA. It is a transcript of the gene podxl2, whose product is annotated as podocalyxin-like 2. Bases 214 to 2370 code for a protein of 718 amino acids. Lineage: Eukaryota; Metazoa; Chordata; Actinopteri; Perciformes; Serranidae. The transcript has 13 exons. The record is from RefSeq and is a predicted model, not a curated record.